This is a messenger RNA of Frieseomelitta varia, 3672 nucleotides long. RefSeq names its product protein jim lovell (gene lov). Gene Ontology annotation, molecular function: DNA binding; protein binding. The transcript is spliced from 3 exons. NCBI's taxonomy places the organism in Eukaryota, Metazoa, Arthropoda, Insecta, Hymenoptera, Apidae. Gene Ontology annotation, biological process: regulation of transcription by RNA polymerase II. The coding region runs from base 820 to 3090 and encodes 756 amino acids. Gene Ontology annotation, cellular component: nucleus. The record is from RefSeq and is a predicted model, not a curated record.
UUUUAACCUGCUCGUCGAGUUUACUGCACGUUCUACACCUGAGAAAUUGCUUUCAAGUGACCACAUGGUGAAAAUCAACUGCAUAAUUACCUGGCCGAAGAAACGACAGUACACCGAUCGACAGUGACCAAUCGAGUGAUACGAUAUAUACACGCGGGUGUCCCGCGCACAGGAAGCAAAUCUACAUACCGACGAACAUGUUUGUGAUCUUAUCGAGAAGACAAUGGGUGACAGUGAGGAAUCAGCUGAUCGUUUAGGGGCGCCACGCUCUUAGCCUUUCUCGCGCGCGCUUUCUAUCUGCUUCUCUCUCUCUUUCUCUCUCUCUCUCUCUUUCUUCUCCUUCCUUCCUUCCUUCACCCCCCCCCCCCUCUGUGUCUCUCUUUCCUUUCCUCUUGACUCGUAGGAGACUCCUCUUCCCUUGACGCAUACACAGUAGCAACCGCCGACUAUGUUUGAUUUUCCCGCCAACGAAACCACGCUCCAACUAUAUGUGUUUCCUCGAUCGGUUGCCACGAUCAGUUAUCAGUGUAAGUUGUACAUUUCGUACGGAGUUUCUCAUGUCGAGAUGAAACAGUGCGAGAAAGAUUCGUUGGAAUCGUGCAGCAGAUGGAGGAAUUGCAUCGGAGAGGUUCAACUCGUAAUAUGAUCGGAGAACAGCGCCGUUCAAGAUAGUGUCGAAGGGGUGGCAUUGUUCACGAUACGUGCGUGGCCGAGUGCGUGCGUGCAUGGAAGAGAAAAACGAGCGCAAGAUCUUGCGGUACGAAGGAGAACGAGGCGGAGCAAGGUGGCUCCGCUAACGGCACGAGCGGCGGUGAAAAAAUGUCGAGAGCCGCGGACAGUCCUGAUGGGAUGGCUUUGCAGUCGCACUAUUCCUUACGAUGGAACAAUCAUCAGACACACAUACUUCAAGCAUUCGAGGCGUUGCUACACGCGGAAAUACUCGUCGACGUGACCCUGGUCUGCGCGGAGACCAGCCUCAGGGCUCACAAGGUUGUCCUUAGUGCUUGCAGCCCAUUCUUCGAAAGGAUAUUUGCGGAGCACCCCUGCAAACAUCCGGUGAUUGUGCUAAAGGACUACCCCGGCCACGAAAUAGCGGCGCUGAUCGACUUUAUGUACCGUGGCGAGGUGAGAGUCGGUCGCGAGGAACUUCCAGGACUGAUGAGAGCCGCGGAAAGUCUGCAAGUGCGUGGCUUAACCUCAUCGGAACCGAGGCCAACGUCACCGCCGGAAACACCGACCGCUGAUCUUCUCUUAGGCGAGCCGUCGACACCCGAAGGCGCCAGGCAAGAAACUCCGGAGGAGGAUGACAACGCGUCGGAAAGCACGGCGACGCCGUCCACGCGAGAACCAUCGCUGGCAACGACGCCCAUUGUUUUUCACCCAGCGAGGGACCACCGUGACAGGUUACCGCAUAUGAGCCUUGGAUUGCGCGAGUUGCGCGAGUUGCGCGAGAUUUGCGGAUCGCCUCUUCUACCUCGGCGAAAACAGGCACGCCCUCGAAGGAGAUCCGGUGAGUUGGUGCCGCAAGAUCUUAGCCGGCCUCAUCCACCGCUGAGCCUUAGCCCGCUGGCCGGUGGUUUGAACCUGAUCAGUAGCCUACAGCCGCAACAGCAACAACAGCAUCACCAACAGCUGUCCACAUCGAGGUCGCAGAACCAACAACAACAGCAAGAAGAUAUGGCGGAGAACCUUUCGAUGAAAAGAACGUUGUCGCCGAACGGAGCCGAUCAACACAACGUAAAAGCGGAGAGCAGUGAAGCGGCGAGUAGUCCAAGGGGAUCACCGUUAACCGGCACGAGUCUGCUCCACCCGGACGGUUCCCUUCAAGAUAUUCCCUCAGCUGCGGCAGCAGCGGCGGCGGCAGCCGCAGUAGGUUUGCCGACCAUGUCGGGUUUAUCACUAACGCCGCCGCAUCAUCACAGCGAGUACCUGACGAGCCUGGGCCAAUUAGCGGCCCAGUGGUUACCGAAUCAUCCACAGAGCCAACUGCCACAUUCAUCAUCUCAGAGUCAUCAUCCGCAGGAUGGCAGUCCGCACAGAUCUAAUAGAAUACAUUCGUAUCAACGGCCGGAGCAACAACAGCAACAACAACAACAACAGCAGCAACAAGAAUCUCCGCUGACAGUACGGCGAAGUUCCGUUACGGCCAUGUUCCCGUUGGAUGGUGUCGCAUCGUUAGGUGGUGGACUGUUUCCUCACGCAGGUGCUCUCGAGAGGGGAUCCCUUUUAGCGGAUCUUCACGAUAAUUUUAAACCGGAAACGCUGCACGGGCUUUUCGGCGCGGCUGGUCUGAGCGGUCAUCUCUCGCCGAAAAAGCCAAAGAGACACAGAGGCGACAGUGACCCACCGCGCAGAUGGGCCGAGAAUAGUCGGGUGCCUAUAGGAAGGCCGAAGGGUCAGCACAGCGCACCCAGAGGUGGACCUCCUAGGUCUUGGACGAACGCGGAACUGACCGAGGCGCUGCAACACGUUUGGAACAAGAAAAUGACCACGUCGCAAGCGAGCAGGAUCUUCGGUAUACCGUACAACAGCCUAUUGAUGUACGUGCGAGGGAAAUACGGGAAAAGUUUGAAACUCGAGCAAUUGAGAAGGGACUGCACGGGCUCGACGACGGGCGAAGUAGUAAUGAAUUCGUUGAACAACAACGUUAAGGCCGUCCAGCCGCCGACGCAAAUGAGCCUUCCACUCGCCGGUCUACCACCGCAUCCGGGCGAAGACGGUGGAUUUCCUCAUCAUUCGUCGUUGCUCGGCGGUAAUCUACCACAGGGUUUCUUUCCUGACUUUUCAGCUGCGUUCCCAGUGCCGGUUAGUAUGGUGCAUUUACUUCCACCGAGCGAACAAAAGGCUUUCGAACCCCCGGCGAAUCCCGGCAGCAGCAGCGGCAACAGCGGCGGCGGCGGCGGCGGCGGCGGCGGCGGUGGCGGCGGUGGCGGUGGCGGUGCUAGUAGCAGCGCCGGUGAUCUCUCCAUCGCACGGAGCAGUCGAUCGCCGUCACCAAUCGAUCAUCAUCAUCAUCAUCAUCAUCCUCACGAGUCGCUGCAACCGCCACAGUCGGCGCCCGCGCUACUACAGCAAAGCGGUUCGGAUUAGAAGAGAAUGUUUUACGCGUGACAUCAGACAGCGCGGUCACACACCGAUCAUUGUCAUCGUUGAAGGACCACGGACGCGUAGAUGUCCGAUCUAAAGCAGCCAUCCCUUUGAACGAUUUCUCGACAACACACGCACACGUGACACGUCAAUACUUACAUAUAAACGAACAGAAGAACACGCCGCGUGCCACCGAUUUCCCCCCGCGAAAGGUUGUUCUAUUCUCACAAGACUGACUAUCGCCACACCAUUUACCAGUUUGUUCCCGGGGUUGAGCUCGACGGACAUUCCACCCUGCCCACGGUUCACGCUUAUAACCAAUCGCUGUCACCGCUAACCCAUUCUUCCUCUUUUCUAUAUGUUUCCCCGCCGACCUCCCUUUGUCCGUCUUUCUCCGUCAGCAAAAAAUAUCGACGUCGCUUUCCUUUGUCCGUCAAUCGCGAAACGCCAGACUCAGUCAAGCGUGCCGGCGAAAUUCUCUCUCGCGAGAGUCGUCUUGUUCCCUCCUCGGCUUGUGUCUUCUUUCUUGAUUAAAUUAGUGACUUGUCCGGAGAGAAGAGACAGCUCGAGCGAAGAAGAGAGUCG